This is a messenger RNA of Pistacia vera, 651 nucleotides long. Its product is annotated as CASP-like protein 1E2. Bases 58 to 651 code for a protein of 197 amino acids. The record is from RefSeq and is a predicted model, not a curated record. The transcript is spliced from 2 exons. NCBI's taxonomy places the organism in Eukaryota, Viridiplantae, Streptophyta, Magnoliopsida, Sapindales, Anacardiaceae.
UUGUACUUAUAUAUCCAUUAAACCACCCAUACUUGCCCUCUACUUUUGGCAAAAACUAUGGACAAGCCCAAGAGCAACAACAACAUAAUGGAUGGAGUUGGGAGCAAUGUGAAGAAGGUGAUUGAGAAUUCAAAGACUGAAAGAUAUGGUGAUAUCAUGCUUCGCGCUCUUGCCUUCAUUCUCACCUUCAUUUCUGCCGUUGUUGUGGGUGUCGAUAAGGAGACUCAGAUGGUUUCUUUCACUCUUGUCAAAACUUUGCCUCCCCUCCAUGUUCCUGUCACUGCUAAAUGGCAGUAUAUGUCAGCUUUUAUGUACUUGCUGGUAUCAGAUGUUAUAGCAUGCGCAUAUGCAGGAGUAUCGUGGGCAUAUUGCAUGGCCAAACCGAAACUAAAUAAUAGGUUGGAAUUAGUAAUGACAUUGGUAGAUUUAACAAUGACGGGACUGCUAUUCUCGGCUACAGGAGCUGCCAUGGCAAUAGGAGUGCUGGGUAUGAAUGGGAACUCGCACGUACAGUGGCACAAGGUUUGCAAUGUGUUCGGUGACUUCUGCCGGCAAUUUGAGGCUGGACUUGUGUUGUCUCUGCUUGGAUCGUUUGCGUUCCUUUUGCUGGUAGUCCUAGCUGUUUUCAAUCUCUACAAGAGAUCACGGUAG